CAUUUGAGGCAGGAUGAGUAAACUGAAGUUAGCAAGGUAAACAGGACUCACCUGAUGGAGUAGCAGUGGAAACCUAGGUUUGUCUGAUGCCAGGGUAGCCGUGACUUUCAGGCAAAAUGGUUAUUAAGGCUGAGUGAAAAAACAAGCAAAUGACUUGUUAUUGGGAGUUAUGUAAUGACACUUUCUCAAGGCAAUUAAAACCAUUAAAAGGCUUUGACAAAGUACAAAUGAACAAUGGUUUUUUCAUACAAAAACAGAACAGAUAUAUCCUGUUAUAGGAAACCAGUAGUUGUCAGUUAUACGCAGGGAAAUUUUAUCUUAAAAAAGAAUUUUUGGGGGCUGGUGCUGUGGCAUAGCAGGUAAAGCCUCUACCUACAGUGCUAAUAUCCUGUAUGGGCACUGGUUCGAGUCCAGCUGCUUUUCUUCUGAUCCAGCUCUCUACUAUGGCCUGGGAAAGCAGUAGAAGAUGGGCCAAGUGCUUGGGCCCCUACCCACUUAGGAGACCCGGAAGAAGCUCCUGGCUCCUGGCUUCAGAUUGGCAGAGCUCUGGCUAUUGUGGCCAUUUGGGGAGUGAACCAGCAGAUGGAAUACCUCUCUCUCUGUCUCCGCCUCUCACUGUCUAUAACUCUGCCUCUCAAAUAAAUAAAUAAAUCUUCAAAAAAUGUUAUUUAUAUAAAAAAAGAAUUAUCAACUUAAAGGAUCUAAGUCUUUUUAAAGUUUUUUUUUUAAGUUUUUAAACUUUUUUAUUCAGUGGGAGAAGUACCAAGUACCAGGAGCCAGCCACGUGGAGGAGCAUGUAGGCCAGGAAGCAUGAGGCAGGUGGCCUGAAAGCCACACACCCGAAGGCACAGGGGCAGAAAGCAGGCCCAGGGCAAAAGGGAAACAAUCCAAAAAAGGGCCAAAAGGCUGGGCCCACCGUGUCCCUCGCCUUUAAUCCACUUCCAAAGGAGAACGGUUAAUUAGUCUGAUUGGCCCGUGGACACACAGGUAUGGCCAAGUACACACAGGGGUGUGGUGAAGGCGUGGUCUUCCAGCUCACAAACCUGAUCAAUUUUAUCCUAUGUGCCUGCCUACAACAUUCCCCUCUCAGAGACUCCAUACCUUUCAUCUUAAGGGAUGUUGAAGGGAUAAAAUCAUAUCGUCUAUAGAUGCUUCCUGCUUAUGAGGGGCAUAGUACAGGCCCUGCCUAUCCUGGGUAAAGAUUUAUUUUAUUUAUUUGAAAGAGUUACAGAGAGAGGUAGAGACAGAGAGAGAGAGAGAGGUCUUCAAUCCAUUGGUUCACUCCCCAAAUGGCCACAACUGUAGAAGCUUAGCCAAUCCCAAACCAGGAGCCAGAAGCUUCUUCUGGGUCUCCCACGUGGGUACAGGGGCCCAACCACUUGGGCUAUUCUCUGCUGCUUUCCCAGGCACAUUAGCAGGAAGCUGGAUCAGAAGUGGAGCAGCCAGUACUUGAACCAGCGCCCAUAUGGGAUGCCGGUGCUGCAGGCAGAGACUUUAAUCCACAGUGCUGACCCCUAAGGAUCUAAUUGACAAUAAGGUUAUAGUGAACUCUAGUGGUACCUAUUAAAUGAUUUUGCAAAGUAAGAUAUACAUGUAAAUUUUCAGAACAUGCCUGUUACUCAAGGUGAAAUUCCAGUUAGCCAGACUAUACUUCUACACAUACUACUGUGUUGCCACCUAGUGGCUGGGCUGAUAUUUCAUUGAACUUAACAAUCAUUGAAACAUCUAAAGCAUCCGGUAUCAAAGAUAUAAAGAAUAAAAUUUCAUUCCUACCCUCAAGUUGUUUGCAUUACAAAGUUACUGAGUUUGAGGCUACAAAUGUAAAAAAAGCAAAUUUUGUGAAACAUCUCGGGAAGUUACAUUUCAAGUGGAAAAAAUAAAGAAAAAAAAAAAAAAGAAAAGCAAAUCCCUGCAUGUUUCCACAUCUGUGCAGGUAGCCACAAGCGUAGGUGUGGCCCUGACAUCGUGUUUGGACUAGUCCUGGGGUAAGAAUCCUCUUCCUGAUUUCUGAAGUUGAAGUUUUGUUCGCUGAGUAUUUGUCCCUUAGAGAAACUGAUUUUAUUUUUACCUUGGCCUUCUUCUCAGCAAAAUAACACAAAUCGUUCAAGUAAACACUCGAUUAUCAGUCUUAACAGCCCAUUGCCUAUCAUUAUUUGAAUCUCCAACUUGUGUUGGAGAGGGCAGCCCAAGGGGUAAAGAAUCAAUGAAUUUGCAUACAAUCCAUGGGAGAUUUGAUUUCAUACUUGGUACUUGGAAUUCAGUCUGCCUCAUGGCUGCCGCCCAAUCUUCCUCAAUGAAAAGUUCAAAAAGUAAUUUCAAAGCGACACUGUUUUAGCCCCAAGUCUCAUUUUAGACGACUCUCCAGGCAGUUUUCUAAAUAUGUCAAACGUGAAUUCUUUUUUGGAAGGGAGGAGUUCAUUAAGAUCAGAGCUCAAAAUUUUAUACAGACGAUGUUCACGUUUCUUUUCCGUUUUGGAUUUCCACUUACAUUUUAUCAUUACUCCCCCUCCCUCCCUCUUAGGGCGUGAAUCUGUCUGUCCGCAGUUCCGGGCUUCGCACCGGCUUGCUACCUUUUGUGUUUCGGUUAAGUUGGCUGUGAGAGGCGGGUGCGAUGUGUAACCCAACACCUCUCUUUCUGGAAGUCUUACUAUUUUGGUGCCUCCGUGCGAACAAAUGUGGGAAGAGCUGGGUCAUCAGCCGCAGAGGGUGCGGUGAGGUGGGCGGGGCGGUGAGCGAACGCCUGGGAAACAGGCUCCUCUCGGGCAGCCUUGGUGCAACCGGGCGCCUCGCACGCACCUCAGCAGGAGCGCGCGGCCGGCCACGGCGGGCAGUGCGUGCCCAGGGCACCCUGUCAAGCCUCGGGUGCUCCCAGCGUUAUCAGCAUCUGCGUUUCCACGCUGGAGCCGUAGUGCUACGGCCCGAGGAACUUCUGCUCCUGCGGACCGCCCAGCGAAACGGCGCUGCUGUUCCACUGCAGACGGCAGGGCUGCUGGGCCCGGCGGCAGGCGCAGUUCCGUAGUUUCCUCGACUGAGGUGCCAUCUGCAGUCCUUGAUUAAGCUGGCUUUAUUUCGUGGGUAGCCGUGGACGGUCAACCGCCACGUAAAAGCUCAAGUCCGCCGCUCUCUGACCUGCCUUGACGGGUGGCACGGGGUGGGCGGCGGAGCUUUGGCUCCAGGCUUCGGCCGCUCGACGGUGGCAGAGUCGCGGCCACCAAGGCCCUGGGCAAGGUUCUGGCCGGGACGCGGGCUCCGGACCCGGAGGUUCCCCCUCACCACGGUCCCGGGCGGUGCCCGGGGCGGGCCGAGCGUGACGGGUGGGAACAGGAGCCAAUAAGAAGUGGUCCUCGACGGGCAGGGGUGGGGCCAGGGCGGGAACUUCGGCCGGACCUGCGUGGGCGGAUCGGAGCCGAAGCGAGUGGGAGCCGGGACGGUGGCCCCUCGGCGGAGAGGACGCGAGCCUCGCAGCCCCGCGGCGGAGGCAGCGUCGAGCCUCUGGCAGGGUUAUUCAAGAUAGCCAUUUUCAACAAAGAUCAAUGAUCUAAAUUUAAAAAGAGAUUCCUGAGUUAAACAUGAAAAGAAAAUACUGGAAACACUUGGAGUCUGACAAGAUAAAGAAUACAGUAUUUCACAGCUACUUGUAAUGGAACCUUUGUGAAAUUCAUUACUUGUCAUGCACCCAACUGGGAACAUGGAUGUUGGUUUUUCUCGUUCUGCUGUUCAGACACUGUCAAGAAGCCACUGCAAAAACAUCAAACAAAAAAUUUCUCAGUGGGAAGGAAGGACUAAUGGUAUAUCUAACCCAGUUAAAUGGCAUCCAAAGGACUUUGGAGUGAGAUAUAAUAACUAUCAACAACAGAUUCUUCCUAAGAAAAAUCCUGUUUUGGAGGGACCGAGCAAAAAGCUGGAUGUAAGCAACUCUCAAAAUGUGGGUCUAGGCAUGAGUGAAGAUGCAAAAAGCUGUGAUCAAAGUGAGGAUGAAAGUGAAAAACAUGAACUUAAUACACGUUUCUUUAAAAAUGAAUCAGAAUCCAACUGGGUAUGUUCUCGUAUCAAACAAAUUGAAAGCUGGAAAGAAGUUGUUUUGGAUCCAGAGACUUCAUUACCUCCAGGAAACCUCUAUACCUCACAGAUAUUAUGGAAGAAAAUAGAAUCACUUCCCCCAAAUAAAGUCUUAAAUUUGGCUUUAGAACAUUGUGACUCUUCAGAAAAAGAACUGAAUUUCAGGGUUCUGGAGAGUUCAUAUGGAAUAACUAAGAGCUUAGAAAAUAUUUACUCUGAACCUGAGGGGCAAGAAUGUGGAUCGUCUAUAAAUCCUUUGCCAAAACCUCGUAGGACAUUCAGAUAUUUGUCUGAAUCUGGUGUUAUGCCAUGUAAGGAAAGAAGCUGUGACAAAAAAUACUGUGAAAAUACUUCUUGUGCAGAAUCUUCUUUGGCUUCUUCUUCUCGGGAACCUGAACCAAAGAAAUAUGGUGGAAAGAUCAGAGGGAGGUCCAAAAGGAAAUCCUUUGAAUUUGAGGAUAUUCAGCACUUUCGAAAUCGGAACUCACAGAAGAUCCAUGAAGAACUUGGAAGAAAUUCUGGUUCAGCACUUUAUUACACGCAAUCUGAGGAUAAUAUCUAUGAGGAUAUCAUAUAUCCUGCCAAAGAAAAUCCCUAUGAAGAUAUUCCAGUGCAACCUCUACCCAUGUGGAGAUCUCCUUCAGCAUGGAAGCUGUCACCCCCUAAAUAUGCUUUCAGAGCACCCAAGCUUCCUCCCAAACCUCAGUUCCUUCACCGGAAGACUAUGGAACUGAAGAACUCACGAGCUUGUUUACGGCCAAAGCUCACAAAGGAUACCACUUUGCCUGUCACAUUAACUGAAUGGAAGCUUUUCAGAGCUGGAGAAGUUGCAAACAGGAAAAGGAGAAAUCUUCCAAGAUUUGUAUUGAAAAUAGAUGAUAUAUUUGAGUCUAAGAGAGGGAAGAAGAAGGUAAAGUUACACCCUUACACUGGAAAAGAGAUACCUCCCUCAAAAGGUGAAACCAGUGGGAACGAAAGUGAUGCCGAGUAUCUGCCAAAGAAUCGCCACAAGCGCCUAGCACAACGGCAGCAGUCUUUCAAAAGAAACCCUCACUACCAGACCUUGGAGCGGGAUCUUAUUGAAUUACAAGAGCAGCAGCUGUUUGAACUUUUUGUGGUGGUGUCUCUGCAGAAGAAGCCAUCAGGAGUUAGCUAUAUUCCCCAGGUCAUACAGCAGUUCCCUGGCAAGGGUGAUCAUGGCUAUAAGCAAUCCAGAGACACUGAAGAGAGGCUCAAAGUUAUCCCAAAAUUCUGUUUUCCUGAUUCAAAGGACUGGGUGCCAACCUCAGAACUCAAGAGUGAGACAUUCUCCUUUGUCUUGACUGGUGAAGAUGGGAGUCGAUGGUUUGGUUACUGUAAGAAGCUCUUGCCAGAAGGAAAAGGAAAGCGACUCCCUGAGGUUUACUGCAUGGUCAGUCGCCUUGGCUGCUUCAAUCUUUUCUCAAAGAUUCUGGAUGAAGUCGAGAAGAGAAGAGAAAUGUCUCCAGCGCUUGUUUACCCAUUCAUGCGAAGUGUCAUGGAAGCUCCUUUCCCAGCCCCUGGACGCACCAUCACAGUUAAGAGCUACCUCCCUGGGGCUGGAGAUGGGUCUAUUGAACUCUGCCGACCACUAGACUCCCGACUGGAGCAUGUCGAUUUUGAAUGCCUCUUUAAGUGCCUGAGUGUAUGUCAUCUCAUCCGGGUCUGUGCCUCUCUCCUUUUAGAGCGGAGGGUUAUCUUUGUUGCCAACAGCCUAAGCACCCUGUCAAAAUGUGGCCAUGCUGUGGUAGCCACGCUGUAUCCAUUCACCUGGCAGCACACCUACAUCCCAGUCCUACCAGCAUCUAUGAUCGACAUUGUCUGCUCACCUACCCCAUUCCUUAUUGGAAUCCUAUCUUGCUCCUUACCACAGCUCCAGGACCUACCCAUUGAAGAGGUGCUGAUAGUUGAUCUCUGUGCAGACAAGUUCUUACAGGAGGUAUCUGAUGAGGAUGAAAUUCUACCAUCUAAACUUCAGGCUGCCCUGAUGCAAAUUUUGGAAGAACGAAAUGAAAUCUUAGCUCAGGAGCGGAACUUUUCACAAGCAGAUGUGACACUCAACUGUCUGGUAUCAGAAGCAUUUGUCAGGUUUUUUGUGGAGCUAGUGGGACAUUAUUCUUUGAACAUGACUGUCACUGAGCAGGGGGAACGUGUAUUCCAAAGGGAGCCAUUCCGUAAGUCCCACACCUCUCGAAGUGUACGCCACUUCCUGGAUCUCUUCAUGGAGACUCAGAUGUUUGCAGGAUUCAUCCAGGACCGAGAGCUUCGGAAAACUGGGGUUAAAGGUUUGUUUGAGGUCCGGGCCCAUCAGUAUUUGGAAACACUGCCUGAGUCUGAGCCCAGUGGAAUGAACAAAAUUUUGCGAAGUCUUGGAAGUAAAAUGAAAUUUCUGCAGAAGAAAUGAAAAUUUUGAUUGACUGCCUCCAUCCUAAAUAGAACAAAGAGUGCCAAAGAAGAUAUUUUUCCAGGGGUCAGGAUCCCUUGAAGUAUUCUACAAAAUCCUUGACAUUUAAAAGUAUAAAGAACACGUCAUGCUCUCAGAGACUGUCCUGAUGCUGCUGUAGUAAUCACUGGAGCAUUGUUGGGAAUAGUCUGGAACCAAUGUUCUGUUUACUCUGCCACCAGUGUUUUUGUUUUGACUUUUGUUUUCUAAUUGAUUCUUGGGCUUGUUCUGUGUUUUGUGUUUGGUUUGUGAAGGCAGUUGUCUUUUACAAGGGAAAGGAUUCUUGGUAUUGCAUUUAAAAAACAGCCCAAGAGGAGCAGAGUGAGAGAUGCUGAGUUCAAGGUCCUGCAGAAGCCGGACAGAAGUGGAGAACACUAGCCAUAUGCACUUCUCAUCAUUGAAAUAUCAUGGCAGCUUUCAACCCAGAGCAUGUCUGAGCUGGGCUGGGAAAUGUACUCAUCAGGUAGCUUCAUUUUUAAAUCUAAUUUCUGGAAAGGGGAAUCUGACUUAUCUGAAGCCCUCCCUGUUAGCACUGUUACUGUUACCCUAUAAAAACAGACAUGUUGCAGCUCCUCCACAUUAUGUAUCUUACCCCUCACAUGUCAACAUUGGACUUUGUGGAAUUAUAGCUAAUAGAGGAGAAUGUCCUCUCAAGGACAUUGGAACUGUCUUUUUUUACGUGUGUGUACCAUGUACCUUGCACUGUGGCACAUGUAUAUAUGUCAUUUUAUUCAGUCCUUAAAUCAGCUUUUUAAGAUAGAUAAUUGCAUUUCUGUUUUGCUAAUGAAGAAACUGGAAUUCAAAGAAGUUAGAUAACUUUUCCAAAGUUGUACAACAAAUACAGAAUUGAAGCCAGGAAUUUUAUUUUGUAACUACAGAGAAAGUUGGUUAGAUGCAAAUUUCAACUCUAUGGGACCACAGUUAUUUAAAAAGUUUUCCAUUAAGUCUGUUGGAUCCACCUGUCAGCUUUGAGGAUAAGGGAUUUUAUUUAAAUUACAGGUGCCUAGAUGAAACUUUCUUGAUUCAUCUAGAAUUGUUGUAAAGUUUGCUGUAAUUAAAUUGGACUCAGAAUAUGAACAUUUCUUGAACAUACCCCACUUAAUCAUGCAGGUCCUUACCAUCUAAAGUAGUAGUGGUGAUUGGAAAACAGGGUUGUCAGUGAUGGUGCAGUUUUCAUUGAUAAAUACUACUGCAAGCAUCAGUUUGUUUUCUUCAACUUCUGCUGAUGGUUUUAACUGGAAUAGAAAAUAUUUAUUCAAACUUUCAAAACUUGUAAGUUGUAAUGUGAUACAGUUUAUGGACUUGCACUGUGUAGUCAUUACAACCCAUUCAGGUGUGCAGAAAUGAAUCUGAAUCAGAUACCAUUUAAGAAGAGUGCUAUGUAAUGUAAUUCCUACAGAUGUGGAUCCAGGGAAUAGAACUGAGCCUGUGUCUUCCUAAAAAAUACUGAUUAAGCAGCUCUCCCCCAUGGGACUCCUACUGGAUAUCUCACCAGUUGGUCUUUUCUUUUUUUCUUUUUUUUUUUUUAUUUAUUUUUUUGAUAGGCAGAGUGGACAGUGAGAGAGAGAGACAGAGAGAAAGGUCUUCCCUUGCCGUUGGUUCACCCUCCAAUGGCCGCCGCUGCAGCCGGCGCACCGCGCUGAUCCGAUGGCAGGAGCCAGGAUCCAGGUGCUUUUUCCUGGUCUCCCAUGGGGUGCAGGGCCCAAGCACCUGGGCCAUCCUCCACUGCACUCCCUGGCCAUAGCAGAGAGCUGGCCUGGAAGAGGGGCAACCGGGACAGAAUCCGGUGCCCCGACCGGGACUAGAACCCGGUGUGCCGGCGCCGCAAGGUGGAGGAUUAGCCUAUUGAGCCACGGCGCCGGCUUGGUCUUUUCUUAUAUACCAACUGUGAGGGAACAAUAACUGGUUGUUUAUAAAAUGGACUAUGGGGCUGUCAUUGUGACAUAGCAAGUUAAGCCACUGCUUGCAAAGCUGGCAUACCAUGUUGGAGCGCUGGUUGGAGUCCUGGUUGCUCCACUUCUGAUCCAGCUUCCUGUUAAUGUGUCUGGGAAAGCAGCAGAUGACCUAAGUACUUGGACCCUCUAUUCAUGUGAGAGACCAGGAUGGAGUUCCUGGCUUCUGGCUUCAGCCUGGCCCAGAUCUGGCAGUUGUGGACAUUUGGGGCAUGAACCAGUGGAUAGAAGAUCCAUUUCCCCCAUGCCCAGGUAUCUCUUGCUCACUCUCUCUGUCUCUCUCACUUGGCCUUUCAAAUAAAUAAAUAUUUAUAUAAUGGGUUUAAGGGGGUUUACUGUGGUGGAUCCUGGUUAUCCCUCCGUGAGGUGAGCUUGGUUUCAAGAAUGGGUUAUCCCUGCAAUCUAAGGUCACUUCCUAUCCUUAAUGUCUGUUGUAUUUUGUUUUUGUAAAGUGUUGUGAAAUCUGAACAUAUUUGUAAAAAAAAUUGCUCAAGAUUUGUAUAAAAUGUUGUUUACAGAUCUUUUAACGAAUAAAAAAAUGAAAAAAAAAUCCCACAGAUUUCUUGGAGAAUUUUAAAUAAAAUUGCUUAAGAUCUUCAA
Oryctolagus cuniculus (rabbit) is the source of this 9072-nucleotide messenger RNA. It is a transcript of the gene DENND2C, whose product is annotated as DENN domain containing 2C. Lineage: Eukaryota; Metazoa; Chordata; Mammalia; Lagomorpha; Leporidae. The record is from RefSeq and is a predicted model, not a curated record.